AUGUCUAGCGUCGUUACUGGAGGCAUCAGCCCUAGCGUCGACCACUGCAUCAGCGCUGAAUCGGAGCUGCAUGUCUCCUGGAGUGAUGGACUUCAGAGCCAAUAUCCCUGGAGCUGGUUGGAGCAGCAGAUGCAGCCUACAACCGUGGAGAGGUUCUUAUGGAGAAAAGGCUUGAGCCAGUUUCUCCCUGAGAUUCCGUACACGUCCCUGAACUCACGGAUGGGCAAGCUGCAACUCUGCAGUUAUCUUGAAAGAUACGGACUGGGUAUCAUCCGAGGAGUAGACGUCGAGACGGGGAUGGUUGCCGAAGUGGGGAACCAGAUCGGCAAUGUGCGUGUGACAAAUUACGGGUCCAUCUUCGAUGUGCAGGACAAGGGUGCUGAGGCUACAAACCUCGCAUUUACCAGCCAGAGGAUCCGUGCACACACGGACAACCCAUACAGAGACCCCUUUCCAGGUGUGCAGAUGUUGCAUUGCCUAGAGAGUGCUGAAGAAGGUGGAGCCACCAUGUUCAUCGAUGGUUUUCGGGUGGCUGAAGAGCUUCGAAUCCAAGAUCCUGAGGCUUUUCGCAUGCUUGCAGCGACUUCGCACCCCUUUGAGUAUCGGGAUCCGGACGAGGGAGUGCUGCUGCGCGCGACUGCACCCGUGAUCCAGCUCGACCAGGCCAAUGCCGUCCAGCGCAUCACCUUCAACAACCGAUCAGCAGCGGCUUUGCCUGCAUCUUUCCCGCACCUGGAGGAGUACUACAGGGCAUGGGCAGCGUUUGACUUUCUGGCCAAUUCGGAUGACUACGCUGUGAAGCUUUUGAUGAGGCCAGGGGACUUGGCCAUUUGGCUGAAUGGUCGCGUCAUGCAUGGCCGUGAGAGUUACCGCGCUGGUGGCCGGCGGCACAUUCAGGGUGCAUAUCUGGAUCAGGAUGAGAUCCAUUCCAGCGUCAUGGCGGCCUUGGCUGAAGGUGUCGACAUUAGUUCUUUUGACGUCCACAAGCAAGCAGCGAAUAUUUGCAUGGACGUGCUGAGCUCCCUCCCGAGGACAGCCGAGGAGGAUCCGUUUCGUGAGGCCUUGAAGCUUGCAACUGCAGCCCGCAGGUCAGGGGCACAAUCCGAUAUUAUUUUGGCGUGUCUGAUGCAUGCUGCAUCCCGGCCACAUACUUUGGAGAUUUGGACCCAGGUCGCUCGGGCCAACUUCAGACAGCUCCUGGAUGUUGGAGAAACGAUCUCGCCCUUGGCAAGGAUGGGCUUUGCCACUGAGGUCGUGGCAUUCGCCCAGAAAGUUGAAGACGGUUGGCGCUUCGAUGGCCUGUCACGGGAAGAGCAAACGAAUUUCCUGGCCAUUCCUGAAGCCGAAACGUUGCUCCAGUGCAUCCGCGCAUGCCGCGACGGCAUGGCAUCUUCGACGCCUGACUCUUUCCAUGGUCUUCUCAACGAGCAUUUCCAGCAGCAGUCAAAGUGA
Messenger RNA from Symbiodinium sp. CCMP2456, 1452 nucleotides. The record is from the annotation of a GenBank genome assembly. Lineage: Eukaryota; Dinophyceae; Suessiales; Symbiodiniaceae.